CUCUGGAUCCCUUCUACAGAGAUGAAGAUGAAGAUAAUGAUGAAGAUGAUCAAGUUUGUGGUGUUGUUGCUGCUGAUGGAGCGAGCUGCAGCUCAGCAGAGAGGGCUGUUCCCGGCCAUCCUGAACCUGGCCAGUAACGCGGUGAUUAGCAGUAAUGCUACGUGUGGAGACCCCGAGCCGGAGGUCUACUGUAAGCUGGUGGAACACGUCCCGGGACGACGCAUCAAGAACCCCCACUGCCCCAAAUGUGAUGCUAGCUCCCUGCUAGCUAAAGAACGUCAUCCAAUCACAAACGCCAUCGACGGGACCAAUCAGUGGUGGCAGAGUCCCAGCAUCAAGAACGGACGCCAGUUUCACUGGAUCACCAUCACGCUGGACCUCAAACAGAUCUUUCAGGUCGCCUACAUCAUCAUCAAGGCAGCUAACUCUCCUCGACCAGGUAACUGGGUGCUGGAGCGCUCCCUGGAUGGUGUGACCUUUGACCCCUGGCAGUUCUACGCCAUCAGCGGCUCUGAGUGCCUGUCUCACUACAACGUGACGCCGAGACUCGGCCCCCCCACCUACAAGAGAGACACAGAGGUCAUCUGCACCUCCUACUACUCCAGACUCAACCCACUGGAGCAGGGAGAGAUCCACACCUCCCUGAUUAAUGGCCGCCCCGGUGCUGAUGAUCUGACCAAUGAGCUGCUGAACUUCACGUCAGCUCGUUACAUCAGACUCCGGCUGCAGCGAAUCAGAACGCUCAACGCUGACCUCAUGACGCUGAGCACCCGGGACCCCCGAGAGAUAGACCCCAUCGUCACCAGGAGGUACUAUUACUCCAUCAAAGACAUCUCCGUGGGGGGCAUGUGCAUCUGUUAUGGCCACGCCCAGAGCUGCCCGCUGGACCCCGUCACCAAGAAAAUGCAGUGUGUGUGUGAACACAACACGUGUGGGGAGAGCUGUAACGAGUGUUGCCCCGGUUACCACCAGCAGCCAUGGCAACCAGGAACCAUCUCAGAGGGAAACACCUGUGAGAAGUGUAACUGUCACAACAAGGCGUCUGACUGUGUAUAUAACCAGACUGUCUCUGAUUGGUCGAUGAGUCUGAACGCUGCCGGCGUGCGUCGGGGGGGCGGAGUCUGUUCCAGCUGUCAGCAGAACACGGGGGUCAACUGUGAGAACUGCAGGGACGGGUACUACAGGCCCUCAGAGGUGUCUCCAUACUCUGACUCUCCCUGUGUGGACUGUGAUUGUGAUCUGAGAGGAUCUGAGUCUUCAGUCUGCAGCAGAGACGACACACAGCCAGGGGUGUCUGCAGGCCAGUGUGUGUGUAGAGAAGGCUUCUCAGGUCUGCGGUGUGAGCGCUGUGCGUUUGGCUACAGAGACUUCCCUCUGUGUUCCCGCUGUGAGUGCAGCCUGUCAGGCAGCAUCAACACUGACCCCUGCAGCACCUGCACCUGCAAGGUGAACGUGAUGGGGGCUCACUGUGAUCUGUGUAAACCUGGUUUCUACAACCUGCAGGCCGGGAAUCCUCUCGGCUGCUCCGACUGCUUCUGCUUCGGAGUCUCGGACGUCUGUGAGAGUUCAGACUGGAAGACAGCACAGGUGCAUCAUACAGGCCGCUUGGCUCCGCCCCUUCCGCCCUCCAAUCACUGCCUGUUGUCCACGGCAACGACCUCCCCAUCCCCAACAACUCCUCUGGCCCCGCCCACCAACACGCGUGCUGUCGGGGGCGGCGCCCGCGGUUUCCUCGGCAACAAGCUGGGGUCUUACGGAGGCUUCCUGACCUUCUCUCUGGGUUAUGACGUCCCAUUGGAUAAUGAAGACCACGCCCUCCGCGCCCUCGCUGACAUCAUCAUCCAGGGAAACGGGCGAUCUCUCCGUCUCGCCCCCCCUCUCCUCCUCUUCCUGUCCGAGCUGGCCGAGCGAUCGGUUGUUGUGGUGAUCGUCCCGCAGAGUUUCCUGGACGAGGAGACGGGCAUCCACGUUACCCACGAUGCACUGCUGUCGGCGCUCAGCAACGUGACCUCACUGAGGGUCAGAGUUCAUCUCAACGCCUCCGCAGACGGACCCAUACGUCUCAGCUCCGUGUCUCUGGACGUUGCUGACUCUGCUGCAGUUUCUGGCGUCCCGGCGGUUGCCGUAGAGACGUGUGAGUGUCCGUGGGGUUACAGCGGCACUUCCUGUGAGGCGUGUCUCCCAGGGUUCUACCGGCUGGGGGGGGUCCUGUUUGGGGGGAACUGUCUCCAGUGUGAGUGUAACGACCACGCAGCCCAAUGUGACGUCAACGGAGUCUGUCUGGGUUGUUCCCAUAACACCAGCGGUCCUCACUGUGAUCAGUGUCUUCCUGGUUUCUACGGCGACGCCACCGAGGGGACGGCGUCCGACUGCCGGGUGUGUGCGUGUCCUCUGACGGAGACGUCCAACAGCUUCAGUCCUACCUGUGUGUUGGAGGAGUCUGGUCAGGUGUUGUGUGACAGAUGUCAGGACGGUUACACAGGAGCUCGCUGUGAGAGGUGUGCCAGUGGUUUCCAUGGUAACCCCCAGGUGGUGGGCGGGGCCUGUGAGCGCUGUGAGUGUAACGGUAACGUGGACGUCAGCGAGGCGGGACACUGCCACACCGUCACCGGGGAGUGUCUGCGUUGCCUCGGCAACACGGCCGGAGCACACUGCGAGGUCUGUCAGCCGGGUUACUAUGGAGACGCCGUGCACGCCAAGGACUGUCAGGCGUGCGGCUGUGAUGUCAGCGGCGCCCGGUCCAGUGUGUGUGAUGUCACAACGGGUCAGUGUCUGUGCAGAGAAAACGUGACGGGACACUCUUGUAACCGCUGCCAGUCUGGGUUUUUCGGGCUGCAGAGCGGCCGGGGGUGUCAGCCCUGUAGCUGCAGCCAAUCAGGAUCUCUCUCUGAGUCAUGUGACGAGGAGGGGCGGUGCCAGUGUGUGGAGGGCGUGGCCGGAGACACGUGUGACCGCUGUAGCCAUGGUUACUUCAGUUUCCCCGCCAUCGGCUGCACAGCAUGCACCUGUGAACACACCAGAGGGAACUGUGACCCGGAGAGCGGCGAGUGCAUCUGCCCCCCCCACACGGAGGGAGUCACCUGCGACAGGUGUGAGGACGGUUACUGGGGUCACGACCCCAUCACAGGCUGCAAGCCGUGUAGCUGCAGCGCAGCGGGAAGCUCCGCCCCUCGGUGUGAGCUGACCAAUGGACAGUGUCUCUGCAGAGAGGGCUUCUCUGGCAGGUCAUGUGACCAGUGUUCCCCCGGUUACCACGGUUACCCAGAAUGCUCGGCGUGCGGCUGCGACGUGACGGGAACGGACGAGAAGUUCUGCAACACCACACUGGGAGUGUGUGACUGUCGAGACAACGGGGAGUGUGUGUGCAAGCUGGGUGUGUCUGGACGGUGCUGUGAGGAGUGUGUCUCUGGUUGGUUCGGCCUAUCAGCAGAGAGUCCUGCCGGCUGCUCUCAGUGUUUCUGUUCAGGACUCAGCUCGGCCUGCGAGGAGCAGGGAGGCCUGCUCAGAGUACCGAUCACCCUGGCUGACUCUGCUGCUGAGCUGUCAUUGGCUGACUCUGCUGCUGAGCUGUCAUUGGUCAGCCAGUCUAACCUGCAGGGUGUAGUGUCUGGAGUCUACCAGCAGGGCGGCGACACGCUGUUGGACACCCGGCACCUCAACAGCAGCCGGCUGACCGGCCCGCUCUACUGGAAGCUCCCCCCCCACUACCAAGGCCCCCAGCUGCUGGCGUACGGCGGCCUGCUGUCUUACAUCAUCACUUUCUACGCUGAGGACGGCUCGGGGCUGUCCAAUCGGGAGCCUCAGAUCCUGAUGAGGGGCGGGGCCAUGAGGAAGCUGGUCAUAUACACGGACAUGGUCGCCCCUGGCAACGGCGUCAGGACUCAGCAUGACAUCAGGAUGACAGAGGUACAGCUGAUCUCUAACAUCACCAUGGAGACAGCAGUGGAGGCGGGGCUAGAUGAGGAAGGAGGCGUGGCCAGACUGAUUGAGUCCUGCAUCUGUCCACCGGGAUACACGGGACUGUCCUGUCAGGAGUGUGCUGCAGGAUUCUUCCGGCAGCCUGUGUCUGAGUUGUCGUCUAAGAGUCAGAAGUCUCUGCUGGUUCAUCCGUGUGUUCGAUGCCGCUGCAGCGACCACAGCGAGCGCUGCGACCCGGAGUCUGGAGCCUGUCAGGGCUGUGAGCACCACACCAGCGGGCCGAGCUGCGAGCGCUGUGCCCCGGGGUAUUAUGGGAACGUCAGUGGUUCGAUCAGCGACUGCUCGCUGUGUGCCUGCCCCCUGCGGGACAACAGUUUCAGUCCCAGCUGUGUGCCAGAGGGAGCGUUUGGGGAUUUUCGCUGCACAGCCUGCCAGACGGGAUACGAGGGGAGAUACUGCGAGAGGUGUUCGGUUGGUUACUAUGGGAACCCGUCGGUGGCGGGCGGCGUGUGUCGGCGCUGCAGCUGCAGUGGGCGGGGCUCGCUGCACCCGCUGUGUGACGCGCUGACGGGACAGUGUGAGUGUAAGGCCGGGGUCAAAGGUCACACAUGUGACCGCUGUGAGGAGAGACACGUCCUGCAGGAAGAGGAGUGUGUGUCGUGUGAUGACGAGUGUACCGGCGUUCUAUUGGACGAUCUGGAACAAAUACACAACGACUUCCUGUCUGUCAACCUGAGCGCUGUUGCCAUGGCACCGUACCGCCAGCUGGUGCUGCUGGAGAACACGACAAGAGACAUCCAGGCGGCGUUCCCAGAGAACGGCUCGGUGGCUCUGCGUCUGUCCGGAGUGGAGGAUGAACUCAGUCAUGUGACCUCUGACCUCAGCGCUCUGGCACAGCAGGUCUCCCGUCUGUCUAACGACCUGGAGAAAGUGGGCGUGUCCACCAACCAGAGCCUUUCCCAGGGUGCAUUGCUGCUGGAAGGAAUCAGCAGCCUUCAGGAAAUCAUCCAGAAGCUUCAGAGGGAGGCGGGGCUUCUGAACAAGAGCGCCGUGGAGCAGCUGGAUUCAGCCAAUCAGAAGGCUCUGCUGGAGGAGGUGACCGCCAUGUUGGAAACCCUCCGCGCCGUCAACAUGUCGGCCGCCGGGGCAGCGGCCAAUCAGGAGCUCCGCCAAUCGGAGUCGCUUCUCGGCUCGCUGCGGGAGGACUUCCUGUCCGGCACGGCGCCGGUGGACGACAGGCUCCGCCCCCUCGCCGCACACCUCUCCGUCGUCAUGGAAACGCUGCAACAGGCAGAGACACAGCUGAGCGACAGCGCACAACGAAACACACAAACACACACACUGCUGGACGCCGCACACACUCAGCUGCAACACUACCAG
Molecule: messenger RNA, 5298 nt
Organism: Perca flavescens (yellow perch)
Lineage: Eukaryota; Metazoa; Chordata; Actinopteri; Perciformes; Percidae
Product: laminin subunit alpha-1-like
Biological process (GO): regulation of cell migration; blood vessel morphogenesis; animal organ morphogenesis
Cellular component (GO): basement membrane
Molecular function (GO): extracellular matrix structural constituent; signaling receptor binding
Source: RefSeq, a predicted model, not a curated record